AUGGUCACAGCAUGCGCUCAAAUUCUCACUGAGGAUCGCAGGGACAUAAUCUGGAUCACCUGCCAAAUUCCUGGGAAAUUUGAGGACAUAUUCUGGAUCACCUGCCAAACUCCGGGAAAAUUUGAAGAUCAGAGUUCAACACGCAGCAAAUUAAUUGGUGGCUUCUCUCCUGGUGUUGGAAUGGAUGGCUCAGAUUGUCUGACUGAAACUCUUUGCCCACCACCCUCGUUGGACAUGGCCCCCUGUGACGGCCUCAUUGUCCUCAAUAAGUCCUUCUCAGAAGACCCAUCUGCCCUUGUUGGGGCGACUCUCUCUCCAUCCACCUGGCGCUUGGUUCUCCCUCCCUCCAACAAAUGCGCCAAGGGGACCAAAUGUUAG
Molecule: messenger RNA, 378 nt
Organism: Cylindrotheca closterium
Lineage: Eukaryota; Bacillariophyta; Bacillariophyceae; Bacillariales; Bacillariaceae
Source: the annotation of a GenBank genome assembly